Messenger RNA from Prunus persica (peach), 1786 nucleotides. RefSeq names its product putative disease resistance protein At3g14460. Lineage: Eukaryota; Viridiplantae; Streptophyta; Magnoliopsida; Rosales; Rosaceae. The record is from RefSeq and is a predicted model, not a curated record. The coding region runs from base 38 to 1123 and encodes 361 amino acids. The transcript is spliced from 2 exons.
UACAUGAGAAUCAAAUUUUGUUUUGGAUUUAGCCAAAAUGGAGGCCCAGAUUCGUUGGGCUUAUCAAAAUUGCAAAGGUAAUAUACAAUUUUACCCUUUUUUGUUUAUUAAAAGCCUUGAAAGAUUACCUGAAGGCAUGGGAAAGCUGAUUAACUUGCAGCAUCUUCAUGUUAUGGGUUGUGUUGAUCUAAAAUUGCCCAAGGGGAUUGCAAGGUUAAAAAGUCUACGAAUGCUAGACGUAGUUUACAUCCACGGCAACGAUGACGUUGAUAACAACAAAGAAGCAUUAUUCGAGUUAAGUGAUUUGAGAAACAUGGACCAGCUUCGUGGGAGUUUUUGUAUUUGGUUUGGUACGGAUCUAAAGGACGUGAGGCAGGCCGAGAAAGGGCAUUUGGUGAACAAAAAUUGCCUUGUCAGUCUGAAAUUGAGUUUCUUCUCUGACACGUGGCAGCCCAAACCCAUCCAGGAAGAAACAAUGAAUGCCUUACAACCACCUCCAAAUCUGGAAUCCUUAUUUAUUGAAGGCUACUGUGGCACCACACUUCGGCCCCAUUGGAUGACGUCGUUAAACAAAUUGAGAAGCCUUACCCUUCAAUAUUGCCACUUCGUUGAGUGUGUGCCUCCUUUGGGGAGAUUGGAGUCCCUUGAAGUACUAGUGAUAUACAAAUGGCCUCGCGUGAAAAAGGUAGGAGUUGAGUUUUUGGGAAUAGAUGGAACAAUAGAAACGCAAACAUCCUCAUCACCACUGAUUUUAUUCCCAAAUUUGAAAACACUUUUAUUCGACUCUUUGUAUACUUGGGAAGAGUGGGAAGGAAUGACAGGGUGGAGUGAAGAAGAGGAUUCUCAAAAGACAAUUACAAUAAUGCCCUGCCUUUCUUCCUUACGAAUUAUUGAUUGUCAUGUGCUUAAAACACUGCCCAACUUCUUACGAAAUACACCAUUGAAGGAGUUGGUCAUCGAAGGUGGCGUCAUGUUCGACUUUCUAGCACCAGUUGCACAAGGUUGCCGAAAAGGCAGAGGAGAGUGGCCCAAGAUUUCUCACAUCCCAAACAUCAAACUUGGUAAAGAAUUUGUACAAAAAGACGGAGUUUACCAAAUUGAUGAUGACAUCUUCUUCUGGUAAUGUUUAUCUAUAUUAUUCAUUUAUCAUCACAAAUUUUCUUCUUUUCUUUAUGUUUGUUCUUUUUUUGUGUGGAAAUUCCAUGUCGAUUUAUUUGAAUACGAAAGAAGAAGAACAAACUAAUGAUGAAUCCCUAAUGGAGGAGGACCAUGCUGCUUCCACCUCUUCGGGUAAUUAUUAAGAUUUCUCUUUGUUAAUGUCUAUUUAUAUUAUUAUUAUUUUUUUGCCAAUAUUUAUAUUAUUCAUUUAACAUCACAAAUUUUCUUUUUUUUUUUUAUGUUUGUCUUUUCUUUGGGAAAAUUCCAUGUCUAUUUAUUCAAAUACCAAACUGAUGAUGGUGGGGAAUAUACAGUGGUUGGAGAAUGUUUUUACUUUUUUUUUUAUAUAUUUUGCAAAUAUUUUUUAAGAGGAUAUAUAAUAUAUAUAAUUUUUUUAAUGGUUUGAAAUUCAUUGGGUUAUGUAGGUAUUAUAACAUUUCUCUAAAAAAUUGUCUCGGGUUAUAAAUCCUCUAUGUGCCGACGACCCCUAUUUUCAAAUUCCAGCAGUUGAAGGUAUUUUCUGGCAUGCAAAGAGGGAAGUCCCAUUUGAAUUCACACUUUGUAGAUAAUCUUGUCAUGUGCGUACGUUGUACAGUAGGGAAAAUAAUUAUAAUAUAUGAUAUGUAUG